AUGAUAAUACAACCCAGAUAUUCAUAAAAGAUAGCAGACACAUUCUAUAAUAGCAAGGACUUUUAUUCAUAUCAUUAAAAAUAAUUCAUAGCGUUAAAACCAUUAGUUCAACGUUUAGAACAUUUAUCAAUCUCUUAAAGAACUAAAAUUCAAUCGAUAAAAGAUAGAACAAAUUCUGAAAUUCUGACUGCUUUUAUUAAUAGAGGAUUGCUUUAAACUUAAUAAAAAGCAUAAACAACAAAAACUAAUGAGAAUUCAUAAAGUAUUUUAAUAAAGUAGAGUUAUGAUGAUAAAAUAACAAGAGAAGAUUUACUGACAUAAUAGGCUCUAUAAACAAUUGAAGAACUGGAAAAAAGUAAUAAGUGAUAAUGAAUAGAAUAGAUAAGAAAAUUCUUCCACCAUUGAGAUUGUAUGCAGAUAAAUUAAAACUAAAGAAAAGACAGUACUAAUCAAAAGAAAAAGUGGAAACCUUAAAAAAUUCCAUGAUUGAAACGUAAUUAUUUAAAAUUAAAAAAUAAGUCCAACAUUGUAGAAAGCUUUAAGCAGAAAGAAUAGAGUAUUCAUAUAAAGUGAAUAAAAGUCAAUAUCUGAAAAUGAAUAAAGUGUACAUAAGAUGGGAAGAACAACAUCAACUCCAUUAAUGCAAAAAUCAAAAGAAGAAAAAGAAGAAUAAGGCACUAGCAGAUCUGGAACUCCUUAAAAAGAGGUUUAAAAUAUUAGUCCAAUAAAAAAUGUUCAAAAGUAUUUAACAAAGUAAUUAAGCAUUUAUACACCAUAAUAUAAAACAAUAAAAGAAAAGAAAUUGUAAAGUGCUUUACAUUUGUCAUAACAGCAAUAAUAACAAAUAUAAUAAUAAUAAUAAUAAUAAUAAUAACCAAUUUAUAUUGAUAAAAAAAUUAUUCCAAGAAAAAAAAAGAAAUAAAAUUAAAAUAAUAUUAUUGAAUAGUAAAAUCAAUAAAAAGAGAAAUGGACUUUACGUCAUACAUCUUAUCGUUGUUUUUUGAAUAAAAUCAAUUUUUCAAAUAAUUAAUGUAUUACUUGUCCAAAUAAAUUGGAUGUGCCUGCAUACUAUUAUUAUGUAGGUCUUGGAAAUAAUGGUGGUUUAGUCAAAAAUAUUUUUAGAUAAAGAUGGUGGUGGUCAGAAGUAGAAUCUUUAGAUACAACAAAAGUUAAUAUGUCAUGGACAUAAUUGAAAUAAAAUGUUUACAUAGAAUUAUUACAUCCUUAUCAUACAGAUUUUGGAGCUUAAAGUUCAGAAUCUUUUAUUCUAAGUCAUGAAGAAACUAUUGGAGAUACAACUGAUUCAGAUAUUGAUAUAAGACCAAAAUAAGUAAGUAUUACAGGAGGAAUACAAAAAUAAUAAAGUUCUUCAUAGCAUCAAUUAAAAAAACCUCCUAAUUAUUAUUCAAUUAAAAGAAUAUUUAAUUCUCAAGAUCUACAGAAAUUAUUAAAUUAUAUGGAAGAAACUAAAUGUUUUGAUAGUUAAUUGAUUUUUAGUGAUUGUUCUGAAAAGUUGCUAAAAGAAAUUAAAUAAUAUUGUACUAUUUAAAGACUUGAUAGUAGAUAUUAAAAAAUGCACAAUCAUAUGGAGGAUAACUGGCAUCUAGGUAAUAAAAAAGCAUUAUUUUACAAUAUGAAACUUUAUUUUUAGAUUAUAAAAGAAGACUAUAAUAAAUUACUACCUGUAACAUUUCAUGUUCAAAAAGGAUUAAGUGAUAUUGAAUAUUCAAAAUUCUUAGAUUAUUAUAACAAAAGAAGUGAAGAACUUCGUGAACUUGAAAAAAAUAGAGAUAGAAAAGAUAAAAAGAAAUUACCUCUUAAUUUGUGGAUUAUCAAACCAGGAGAAUUAACUAAUAGAGGUAAUGGAAUUACUGUAUGUAAUGAUCUAAAUGAAAUUAAUAAAAUAAUUAGUGAAGAAUUUUAAGAAGGCAGAUAAAGAACAUAUAUAGUUUAAUAAUAUAUUGAUAAUCCAUUUUUGUAUAAUAAACGAAAGUUUGAUAUUAGAUGUUACAUGUUACUCACAUCUUAAAAUGGAAUUUUUAAAGGUUAUUGGUAUUAAGAAGGUUAUAUACGAACAUCAUCAAAAGAAUUCACUACAAAAUGUUUAGAUAGAUUUGUUCAUUUAACAAAUGAUGCUGUUCAAUCAAAAGAUUAAGAUUAUGGUAAACAUGAACCAGGCAAUAAGAUUUCUUAUAUAGAAUUUUAAAGAUAUGUUGAUUGUAAUUAUCCAAAUUCUAAAUUAAAUUUUUUCAUUGAUAUUUAUCCUAAAAUGAGAUCUGCAGCUUUAGAUAUGAUGAAAGCUACUUAUGGUAAAAUUGAUCCUCAUAGAAGAAUUAAUAGUUUUGAAGUAUUAAUUUUGAAAUUAUCAAAUUAGUUAUAUGGAUUAGAUUUUAUGAUUGAUGAGAAUUUUAAAUUAUGGUUAAUUGAAGCCAAUACUAAUCCUUGUCUUGAAUUAUCUUGUCCUCUUCUUAAUAGAAUAAUACCAACUAUGGUUGAAAAUCUAUUUAGGAUCGCUGUUGAUCCAAUUUUCCCUCCACCAUUUUUUGAUGAAUGGCCUUAAAAUAAAAAAUUAUUUAUUCCUGAUAAUGUUAUUGAAAAUAAUAAAUUCGAACUUAUUUUUGAUGAAUUGAUAGAAAAAAAGAAUAUGUUUAAUUUAUUUCGAGAUAAUAAAAUUGAAUAAGAAUGCUUUGAUAUUGAAGAAGAAGAAGAAGAGGAAGAAGAAAAAGAUUGA
Messenger RNA from Paramecium sonneborni, 2731 nucleotides. Lineage: Eukaryota; Ciliophora; Oligohymenophorea; Peniculida; Parameciidae. The record is from the annotation of a GenBank genome assembly.